AACGUCAUUUUAUUUGUAUAAAGAAUAAAAAUCUAAAAGGUAAAAUAACUAAUUUAAUGGAGCAAACCGUGCUAAUUUAUUUUAAAUUAAAGAACAAUCUUCAUGUGUCCGCUAUAAAUAGCAGCCUCUAAUCGAAUAAUAAAGCUUAAUUCAAAAAUCCACACAACAUUUACAAAUACAAUUAUCGUAAUUAAAUGUCACCAGCCUAAAAAUUAUCAUAUUAAAAAAUGAUGUAAACAAACUAUAAAUUUCACAAACAACGACGAAAUCAAAUUAAUUCAAUAUCUGUUUAAACAUUCGUGACGCAUCCGUGCCCCGUUUAAUGUGCAAUUUUAUUAAAUAAAUUAUUAGAUGAAAAACGAACACUUUUACCAUUUUCUCUCUCUAGUUCACUAGUGCAACGCCAGAUUUCUAAAAAAAAUGCGUUUCGACGAUAGCAAAACUCUUAUCUAAUAAAGUGCAUGUCUGCUGCAACCCAACAACAACACACGACCCGAUAUCGUUUUUAAUAACGUUCGAGGGAAAGUUCGAACGUUUCGUUUAGCCAUUUAUGUUGUCCAACAAAAAUUAUCCUUGGUGGCGCAACGCAGGACAACCUGUUAACAACCCCGGCGUCGUCCUGGCAACAACAACAAUGGGCCAGCUCAUCGACAAAACAACAGUAUUGAUAAACUACAAAGAGAGGCGAAGCCACCACCUUGUGUCGUGCCUAAAUAAACCCCAAUUAACAUGGAGUUUACACGUGCCCGAGGGACCGAUUUCGUCGGCGGCAUCGACAACGAGGCCCUCGACUUCUCCCAGCUGGCCGACUUCAUCAACAACGACGGCAGCCAGGGCAACAAUUCGUACUUCGGGGAAUCACUGAACACGUCCGCCACCCCGUCCGGGAAGUUGUCCAAUGUCAUCGUCGAGAACAAACGUAACGGACACUCUCUGCCGGAAAGCCCGCCGGACAGCAGUUCCGAGCACCCGUACAGUCCGGAGCACGGUUGCGAAGCGCCCACAGUACCACCAGCCACCGACAACCUCUACACAAACAUCUACAAACAGCCGACCACCACGAUGAUCACCCCCAUCAUCGCCGAGGCGCUGAUCAUGAACUCACACAUACUCGUCGACCAGAACGGCGAACAGCAACUACUCGAGAACGGCAACAUGAUGCACGGCAUCCAAACCGAGGGCAUGAUGCUGAGCGAGGAGAACAACAGACAGAUGCUGUUGACCACGCCGGACAACGGACAGAACUACGACAGAUCGUUGUUCAAGAACGAGAGCUACGAAAAGAACAAUCUGGUGCACGUAAGCUAUUCGCAUUCGAUGGAGCAGAUGCCCAGGAACGGCAUGGAGGACAACCUGUGCGAACAGAAUCUGGACAACAUACAAGUGUACACGAACCUCCAGAGCGUACAAAAGAAACGAAAACUGUCGCUGGACUCGCCAUUAGUGAAAAGUGAGCCGGAACAAUGCAACGCGAGCCAGCUAAGCCCCACGGAACAAAUCGGCACGCCCAUAGAAGAAGAGUACGCUUCUUCGGAGGCGUGUCUCAGUGAGUCGCAGUACCAGUGCAUCAGGUUCAAUUCUUUCCAGCAGAACGCCUGGCAUGUGCUUUGUGAUCAAAACCUAACUGAAUUACCUACUCCACACUACAGAGUGGACGCGGACAAAGGCUUCAACUUCUCCAACGCCGACGAUGCCUUUGUUUGUCAAAAGAAGAACCACUUUCAGAUAACCUGUCAUGUACAAUUAUUGGGGGAUGCACAGUUCGUGAAGACCCCUGAAGGCUUCCAGAAGAUCUCCAGCUUUCACAUACACUUCUACGGGGUGAAACACGACUGUCCUACGCAGACCAUAAGGGUUGAACAAAGUCAAAGUGACAGAAGUAAAAAACCUUUCCAUCCAGUACCAAUAGAGUUGGUGAACUCGCAGGUGAUCAAAUUAACGGUUGGAAGGCUCCACUUCAGCGAAACUACCUCUAACAAUAUGAGAAAGAAGGGCAAACCUAACCCUGAACAAAGAUACUUUCAGUUGGUUGUUGGACUCCAUGCUCACACGUCCACUGGUAACUUCCCAAUUGUGAGUCACGCCAGCCAAAAAAUCAUCGUCCGGGUAAGUACUUGUUUCUCAUCAUUGGAUGUGAUUAACAUGGUAAGUUUCCAGGCGUCAAAUCCGGGACAGUUCGAAAGUGACGUGGAACUGUGCUGGCAAAAAGGCCAGACGCAAGACUCGAUCUAUCACAACGGAAGGGUGGGCAUAAACACAGACCGACCUGAUGAAUCUCUGGUGGUGCACGGCAACAUCAAAAUAACCGGCCAUAUAAUCCAACCUAGUGACAUACGAGCCAAGAAGAACAUUCGGGAGUGCAACACGGCCGAGCAACUGAGGAACGUACAAAAACUACGAGUCGUCAAGUAUGACUAUGAGCCAGCUAUGGCAUCACAGCUAAGCAGAGACGAGUGUUCUGACACGGGGGUGAUAGCUCAGGAGGUGGCCAAAAUCUUGCCGGAAGCAGUACGACCUGCUGGUGACGUCGUGUUGGAAAACGGUACCUCUAUAGACAAUUUCCUUGUGGUCAACAAGGAAAGGAUCUUCAUGGAAAACAUUGGUGCUGUCAAAGAGCUGUGCAAGGUCACGGGCAAUCUGGAAACCAGGAUCGACCAACUCGAAAGGAUAAACCGGAGGCUAAACAAGUUAAAACGUGGAGAUAGUUUUAAGUCCAACAGCACAGUUAACAGUUCUAAGACGUCGUACUCACACAAGUGCCCGAAACAUCACAAGUGCAAGGACGAGGAGUUCUGCUCUAACAAGUUCAUACAGAUCGUCAUUGUAGUACUAGUUAUAAUCAUGGCUCUUUGUUUGGCCGCAAUCACAGCGUUGUACCUGGUGGAGGUGGCGCGUCACUCGCAGUACCUUCAGGCGAACUUCGACAAUUCGCAGCGCACUUUGGCGACAAAACGGCCUACCAAGGUGCCCAAACCUACCCACGGCUGGUUCACAGUACCGCCCUCUUCUACGCAAAGAGCCUAUCGGGAGGACGACUUCCCCAAAGUGUACGUCGAUCCCAGUCGCAUCAAGAAAACAAAAGUGGUCGGCGUACCCGUCGAAUGCCAAGGCUUGGAACAAAACCUCGAGCUGGGAAUACCCUGUCAGACGUACUGUUGUGCCGCACCACAAAUUGUGGCACCGCCCGACCUAAGCCCGUUCGAGAAGAAGAGCUCGUCGGGCCGGAACAAGACGGGCAACUCGGAAAAGAAUAAAAUAUCGAAGUUGUUCCAUUCAAACGACAUCGAAAAGCAAACGAGGCAAAGACGUGAGACCUACGACGACAACACUGAAGACUCCAACACAUUCUCCUUGCGAGAUGAGAACCAGUCGUUCGAAAUCACCAUUCAAGGAAGGAAUUUUAACACAACCUUGACGGAAACAUAUCAAACUUAUCAUUCCAACUUUUCCUAUUUAGUUCCUAUAUCUAAGUACAUGCCUGACGAAUUCGUCAAUUUGAUUUUUAGGUCGAGAACAGCCAACGUCAAAGAGAUAGAGUACUGCUACAACAACUACAAGCAGUACGAAUGUCCAACUGAAGAGGACAGAACUCACAAGGUGAACGAGAACAACCCGAGCCAGCUGCUGAGCCUGCGCAGCAUCAUCUUCGAGGUGGACAUGAGAGAUUUCCGGUACAAAUGGCUGACGUACCGUGCAUCACUUAAACAAACGCAGAAUACGUGUAAAUUGUCUAACACAAAACUCGGUCUGGAGUUCAUCGAGUACAAUUUCAUAUUCUACAGACACUGUGAUUGAAGGACGUAACAAAUUUAGGUCGAUAACAACCGGUUCUUCUAGUAUUAACCAGAACAAAUUAUUGAUAUUUCUUAUUUAUUGAUCUUAUUAGUAAUGUUGUACAUUGUAUUUGUAUAAUUUUGGUAAAUUUUGUAUAGACACA
Molecule: messenger RNA, 3937 nt
Organism: Aethina tumida (small hive beetle)
Lineage: Eukaryota; Metazoa; Arthropoda; Insecta; Coleoptera; Nitidulidae
Product: myelin regulatory factor-like protein
Exons: 13
Coding region: 730-3795 (1021 amino acids)
Biological process (GO): positive regulation of DNA-templated transcription; protein autoprocessing
Cellular component (GO): endoplasmic reticulum membrane; nucleus
Molecular function (GO): DNA-binding transcription factor activity; sequence-specific DNA binding
Source: RefSeq, a predicted model, not a curated record